Molecule: messenger RNA, 1757 nt
Organism: Acomys russatus (golden spiny mouse)
Lineage: Eukaryota; Metazoa; Chordata; Mammalia; Rodentia; Muridae
Gene: Oprk1
Product: opioid receptor kappa 1
Exons: 3
Coding region: 125-1270 (381 amino acids)
Biological process (GO): neuropeptide signaling pathway; sensory perception of pain; G protein-coupled opioid receptor signaling pathway
Cellular component (GO): membrane; neuron projection
Molecular function (GO): dynorphin receptor activity; neuropeptide binding
Source: RefSeq, a predicted model, not a curated record
CGAGCCCUGUGCCUGCCUGCCAUCCUGCACAGGCAAAGUUUGUCUCUGGUUCCAGUCUGUCCUCUGUUCUCACAGCCCCGCAGGUGCCACCGCUCCUAGUUGCUUUCCAGCUGCAACCCUCACUAUGGAGUCCCCAGUCCAGAUCUUCCGCGGGGAGCCAGGCCCCACCUGCGCCCCGAGUGCUUGCCUACUCCCUAACAGCAGCGCUUGGUUCCCCAACUGGGAGGAAUCGGACAGCAAUGGCAGUAUGGGCUCUGAGGACCAGCAGCUGGAGCCCGCGCAGCACAUCUCUCCAGCCAUCCCAGUUAUUAUCACCGUUGUCUACUCUGUGGUGUUCGUGGUGGGUUUGGUGGGCAAUUCUCUGGUAAUGUUUGUCAUCAUAAGAUACACAAAGAUGAAGACUGCGACCAACAUCUACAUAUUUAACCUGGCCUUGGCAGAUGCGUUGGUCACUACCACCAUGCCCUUCCAAAGCACUGUCUACUUGAUGAAUUCUUGGCCUUUCGGAGAUGCUCUGUGCAAGAUCGUCAUCUCCAUCGACUACUACAACAUGUUUACCAGCGUCUUCACCUUGACCAUGAUGAGUGUGGACCGCUACAUUGCUGUGUGCCACCCUGUGAAGGCUUUGGACUUCCGGACACCUUUAAAAGCAAAGGUCAUCAACAUCUGCAUUUGGCUCCUGUCAUCAUCUGUUGGCAUAUCAGCGAUAGUCCUUGGAGGUACCAAAGUCAGGGAAGAUGUGGAUGUCAUUGAGUGCUCCUUGCAGUUUCCUGAUGAUGACUACUCCUGGUGGGACCUCUUCAUGAAGAUUUGUGUCUUUGUCUUUGCCUUUGUGAUCCCGGUCCUCAUCAUCAUCGUCUGCUACACCCUGAUGAUCUUGCGCCUGAAGAGUGUCCGGCUCCUCUCUGGCUCCCGAGAGAAGGACCGCAAUCUCCGCCGGAUCACCAAGCUGGUGCUGGUGGUGGUUGCAGUUUUUAUCAUCUGUUGGACCCCGAUCCACAUCUUUAUCCUGGUGGAGGCUCUGGGCAGCACCUCCCACAGCACGGCUGCCCUCUCCAGCUAUUACUUCUGUAUUGCCUUGGGUUAUACCAACAGCAGCCUGAAUCCUGUCCUCUAUGCCUUUCUUGAUGAAAACUUCAAGCGGUGUUUUAAGGACUUCUGCUUCCCUAUUAAGAUGCGAAUGGAGCGACAGAGCACCAACAGAGUUAGAAACACAGUUCAGGAUCCUGCGUCCAUGAGGGAUGUGGAUGGGAUGAAUAAGCCAGUAUGACUAGUCGUAGAGAUGUCUUCUUACAGCUCUCCGAGUAGAGAAGAGUUCAAUGAUCUUGGUUUAACCCAGGUUACCACUGCAGUCUGAAGUGGAAAGAUGAGGUAAUUAAUAUCACAUCAUGCUGUAAAGUCUUAAGGUGCAGGGAGCAUUAGGGAUGUAGCUGAGUAGGGGCAGGAAGUCUGAAGAACAGAGCACAGCAGGUCCUGGCAACAAUACACCUCUUUCCUAGGACAGAGAAGCCAAUCUAAUUUCAACCCUUUGAUAAACAGAGAUCAGACUCUUUCUUCUGGUUCCCUUGGAUUAGUGGCCUUCCUGUACAGCAUGGUUCCAAAGCUCUGGAGAAGAAAUAAAAGAAAAAAAGCAAAGCAAAACCUCUAGAUCCAAAGCUUAGCCGACACUCAGCCUGCUAACACUAGCAGAACCGACCUCAGUUAGAAUGAGGCCAUAUCAAGGCUCAUAUCUAGCUCAGUAUCUGCUAGGUGAACAU